AUGGCCACCCAGCGUCACUAUUACCAGCCCGCCGUCCACACCAUGGCUAUGCCCUCCAAGGCACCGGUGUCGGCCAGCAUUUACCCUAUCUCGCGGGUCGCAGGCUCUCCACCAGAUUAUUCAGAUGCGAGCACAACUGCGGGCAGCCGCACUUCUGGCGGGCUCACAUUUAGCUCUGCCGGUGCCAGCGGUGACUACGACUCGAGUUCGGCGUCGUACUCCGGAGUGGAUGUCGUCGAUGUUUUGAGCGACCGAAUGCAAACCGCAUUUGACCCGACCCCCUUGGAUAAGGGGAUCGCGAGACAGGCGCAAACCUCCGGUCAGCUGAAUGCAAAGCAGCGAGAGCUGUUGGAGCUGCAAGCCCUAGCUCAGCGUCGUCUGAAGAGCGUCCGCGCCAACUUUGCCGAGGGCGUGAAGACCGCGCGAGAAACUAAGCGGGAUCUAGAAUGGACUCAGAAACGCGUCAGCGCGCUCAAGAGCAAGGCCGAGAAGGCCUAUCCGGACGAAUACCGCCGGGCGGCGAAGAAAUACACCUAUGAUGACUACUGA
Penicillium macrosclerotiorum is the source of this 549-nucleotide messenger RNA. RefSeq names its product KxDL motif-containing protein. The coding region runs from base 1 to 549 and encodes 182 amino acids. Gene Ontology annotation, cellular component: BLOC-1 complex; endosome. The record is from RefSeq and is a predicted model, not a curated record. Gene Ontology annotation, biological process: regulation of protein localization; endosome organization. The transcript is spliced from 3 exons. Lineage: Eukaryota; Fungi; Ascomycota; Eurotiomycetes; Eurotiales; Aspergillaceae.